AUGGUGAAGUACCGGUUCCACCAGUACCAUGUGGUGGGGCGCAUGAACCCCAGCCCCAACGACCCCACGCCCAAGAUCUACCGCAUGAAGCUCUGGGCCAUCGACCAAGUGCGCGCUAAGAGCAAGUUCUGGUACUUCUUGAGUCAGCUGCGUAGAGUGAAGAAGGCUCACGGUCAAGUCCUAGCGAUCAACGAGAUAUUUGAGAAGAAUCCGACGGUGGUGAAGAACUACGGGAUGUGGGUGCGGUACCAGAGCCGCACGGGGUACCACAACAUGUACAAGGAGUACCGCGACACCACGCUCAACGGCGCUGUGCAGCAGAUGUACGACGAGAUGGCCUCGCGCCACCGCGUGCGCUUCCACGGCAUCCAGAUCAUCAAGACAGCGGAGGUGCCGGAUGACAAGGUGAAGCGAGUCAACACGCUGCAGUUCAUCGGCGACAAGAUCCGCUUCCCCCUGCCCAACCGCUACAGGCGAUGGAGGGUGAAGGAGAGGGUGCGAUUGUAUCAGAAUGCUCUGCACUCUCGUUUGCUCUCAUGUAUCUGGCUCAAUAGUGCAAUGGAAUCAAUUCUGCUCUCUCCACUCCAUAGUUCACAGGGUAUUCCAAUUGGCUGUUGA
Closterium sp. Yama58-4 is the source of this 618-nucleotide messenger RNA. Lineage: Eukaryota; Viridiplantae; Streptophyta; Zygnematophyceae; Desmidiales; Closteriaceae. The record is from the annotation of a GenBank genome assembly.